Glycine soja is the source of this 768-nucleotide messenger RNA. Its product is annotated as basic leucine zipper 6-like. The coding region runs from base 1 to 768 and encodes 255 amino acids. Gene Ontology annotation, cellular component: nucleus. The record is from RefSeq and is a predicted model, not a curated record. NCBI's taxonomy places the organism in Eukaryota, Viridiplantae, Streptophyta, Magnoliopsida, Fabales, Fabaceae. Gene Ontology annotation, biological process: positive regulation of DNA-templated transcription. The transcript has 6 exons. Gene Ontology annotation, molecular function: DNA binding; DNA-binding transcription factor activity.
AUGACAACACAGCAUGCCUUGAAUCUUUCUGGAUUUGGUUUAAAUGAGGACUUCAUACAUUCAGACAACAGAAUUGUGAGAAUGGGAGAAGCUGCAAAGAAGAUCUGUCUGGCCUCACUGAAAGAUCAAUCAUGCCAUGUGUUUGGUAAUGCUAAGGGGAGAACCAAACUUGACUUGGAUCUCAAGCUUGGCAUUUCUAACAUUUAUUCUUCACAAGCAAGAGACAACCAUUACAAUAACCAUACUUUUAAUCAAGUUGAGAAGAAUUUCAUCCAUGGUAGUUCUUCAACUCAUGAUGCUGGUGUCAAUUUCAACACUAAUCAAACUUAUGAAGGACAAGCAAGUAAACCGGGCUUGAAUUUCAACAUGGCCACAAAAAUGGAGGAUCCAAAAAGGCUAAGGAGGAUCAUGGCAAAUCGUGUUUCUUCAAAGAGAUACAGAUUGAAGAAGUUGGACCGCAUGGACCAAUUGGAAAAACAGAUAAAAGUUAUCCGGCAACAUAUCUCCAACUUUCGUCGUCAAAUUAGAGAGGCUAAAAAGAAGCAACAAUUGUUGCGGAUGGAGCAGCAUCAUUUGAAAUUCAGAAUUGCAACUUUUCACGAUGAAAAAAUAGUUAGAGAAGCUGAAAUUGGAAAGAACAGGGAAGAAGUGAAGAGGUUGAGAGAACUCCACAUUAACCAAUUGCAAGCCAGUGCACAACCUACAAUGCCUAAUUCAAAUGAUGGUCAUACAGUUGAGGAACAACUCGAUCUCAACCUAGGCCUCUAG